GAUGGAGUAGAACUGAUUUACACCAUUUCUCUGUUGUCAGUCUGUCCCCUGAAACGGAUGUUUCCUAAGUGUCUGACCUAGAAAUGUAAAGGCCCGAGAAAACAAACCAACCGAGGGGGAUCUUGUUUUUCCCCCGGGUCUUCACAUCUCUAGCUGUUGCCUGCCCUGUUUUCGCUUGUGAUGUAGAAGUCGAGUGGCUUCUUGGCCUUUGUUCCUAACGGGGGAUACCGAAAACCUUUCUCGCUUGGAGAAAAUGGGAAAAAGAAACGAGUAACAGUUGGAGUCGCACCUGGGGUGAAAAGUUCGUGAAUGGGAAUUGAGAAUACUUUUGACCUAAACUUCUUGUUUGCACGCACGUAUCUGUAGAGUCUUUUAGCAAAAAUCUUAUUAAAACAAGCUUAAACCAGAAAACGAUGUGAUCGAAUGUCGAUGCUGAUGCUUCAUUAGUCACACCUUCCCAUGCUGGACUGAACAUGCCAAAGGAAUCAGAGGUUCCACUCUCCUUAUCUGACUGUCGCUGUAAUAUUUGCAUGGAAAUUUUCCUGGAACCAGUCACAUUGCCAUGCCACCAUACUCUAUGCAAUUCCUGUUUCCAGCUUACAGUGGAAAAGGCCAGUCUGUGCUGCCCUUUUUGUCGUCGGCGAGUCUCUUCUUGGGCACGAUAUAAUGCCCGCAAGAACACUCUUAUAAAUUUGGAAUUAUGGGAGAAGAUUCAGAAAUAUUUUCCAGAAGAAUGUCAACACAGAAUUAGUGGACAGGAUGUAGAAGAUACAUGCAUACCUCAGCCAGUGCACUGUUUAAGUAAACCUGGAGAAUUAAGGCAGGAGUAUGAAGCAGAGAUAACCAAGGUAGAAGCAGAACGACUGGCUCAUGAACAAGAAGAAAGCAAAGCAAGUGAAGAGUAUAUUCAAAGACUGUUGGCAGAAGAGGAAGAAGAGCAGAGGCUAGCAGAAGAAAGGAAAAAACAGAUGGAAGAACAAUUAUUACAAGACGAAAUGUUAGCACGGGAACUAAAUUUCAAUCUGAAUAGCUCUACUGAGGAGCAUAUAUGCAGCAGUCUGUCACCUCGCCCAUCCCCCUCUGAUUCUUGCAAAACAUCAAAAAACAAAUUGUGCAGUUCUGAGGACAUUAAAAAGUAUUUGUCUCCAAAGUCCUCUAAUUCUUUGCCUCCAAAGUUGCACUUAAAAAAAGUAGAGCAAGAAAGCACUGACUCCUUUUCAGAGGAAAACAGCAACACUAAAAACAGCUUUACAUCAACAGAAGAAGGAAGAGGAAAUGAAGUGCCCACACUGUCUCUACAGGCAAUCAGUCAGGCAAGAAAUACUAAGGAUUCCUCAUUAGAGUCUAUUCCUCACUUAAAUGUAUGCACUACAAUUGAGUCCAAUCCUGUUGGUCUGUGUUUUUCAAGAUCUCAGGUAAAUGAAGUAGCAGAUGAACUAUCAAGGGUUACACAAAGGGAAGACUAUGAGACAGAGUGUUCCUUCUCAAACAGAGGUGCAGCUGGUUAUGACUUUAAAAAUGACAGUUUUACAAAAAAUACACCCUUGACAAAGCAUGCAAAAAUAACCGCUCUUCAGGAAAAACGUAUUUUGGUGCCAUCUGGUAACCAGCAAGACAGCAGCAUUGCCACCUGUGACCUAGCAAACAUGAUGGGAAGCAGUCCAGGAGAAAACAAAAACCACGAUGGUUCUCUAAUUGCUAAAGAGAUUUCAAAGAGAAAAUCUCAAGAAUCUCUCCCUGAAGCAGCAGUGGAUUCAUGCUUGACUGAUAAAAGGAAAAGAACUUUCUCAGAAACUGAUGAAGAAGAGAUGAAUGAUAUACAAAAGCAGAUAAGUUUGGAGCAGCAGUUUUAUGAAAGAUAUAAGCAAGAAGAAGAGGACAGACGUUUGGCUCUAAAGCUUCAGAAAGAAAUGGACAAAGAGCAGAAAACCCUAAAUCGCAAAAAAGGCUCUCCAGAUGAGUACCAUUUGCGCCCUACAACAUCUCAGUCAGUAAAAGAAUCUCCAGCUAUAAGGAAACAUACCAGACUUUCAAAGAACCCAAAGCCUUCAAACAGCCAGACUGAAACAGGUCAACGAAAACUACACAGAGGCUCCCACAAUGAGAACUGGAAGCCCUCUAAGAAACUCCAGACAAACUCUCCUGCUGUAAGAGGAGGAAAUGUUUUGAAUUGUGUCAACACCUCUGACUUAAAGGAUGCAGAAUUGCUGUCAAACAAGCAAAAAACAAUUCUUCAGAUGUUUAAGAGGUCUGCUGCAAGCUAGAUGACCAGCAGUACUUAUGUGACAUUGGUUGCAGUUAAUGAAAGGACAUUGUUGAAAAGCUAACUGGGUUACACCAUUAUUUGUUCAGGGGUCAAGUGCUCUCAACGUUAAUUUGUUCCUUAAUUGGGAAUCAAUAGUGCCUGCUGUAUGCCUAUUUGCUUUUACUUGUUUCAUUUAAGUUCUUUAACACAUGUAUGGUAACAGGUUGCUCUGAAUCUGUAGAGAGAUGUUGGCUUAAAACCACCAUGUAUUAUAGCUCACUUAGUGUUCAAAUGUGUAAUCAAAGUAGCUUCCAGUUAUCCCCUCCCAGUUCCUUACCACAACAGGAGUAAGAAAUUGUGAGAAGAUUAUAUGUAACUGAGUUGGACUAAGACAUCACUCUACUUGAUGGAUUAGUAUAACUUUGACACUGUUGCCCUUUUUGAUUCAAGUGUCCUGAAACAUUAUAUUUUCAUUGCGGGAACACAUGGUAAACUUCCCAAAUGUCAUCCUUCACACCUCCCCUAUAUUUGCCAUGAAUUAUUAAGACUACCUAAAUUGUGUUUUCUAUUUCUUGGAAUUAUAAGUGUGCAUUUGUUUAGAACAUAAUCCAUUAAAAUGGCUUUCCAGUCUCAUGUGAGAAUCAA
Molecule: messenger RNA, 2890 nt
Organism: Rhineura floridana
Lineage: Eukaryota; Metazoa; Chordata; Lepidosauria; Squamata; Rhineuridae
Gene: RNF168
Product: ring finger protein 168
Exons: 7
Coding region: 474-2264 (596 amino acids)
Biological process (GO): protein ubiquitination; double-strand break repair
Cellular component (GO): nucleus; site of double-strand break
Molecular function (GO): ubiquitin-protein transferase activity; nucleosome binding; metal ion binding
Source: RefSeq, a predicted model, not a curated record